This is a messenger RNA of Danio aesculapii, 1031 nucleotides long. It is a transcript of the gene tmem17, whose product is annotated as transmembrane protein 17. Lineage: Eukaryota; Metazoa; Chordata; Actinopteri; Cypriniformes; Danionidae. Gene Ontology annotation, cellular component: ciliary transition zone. The record is from RefSeq and is a predicted model, not a curated record. The transcript has 5 exons. Gene Ontology annotation, biological process: non-motile cilium assembly. The coding region runs from base 78 to 653 and encodes 191 amino acids.
CCCUCACAACCGCUUAAGAUCCGCCUUCGUUGCUACCGUAGACUGGUUGCUACGGACUCGCGUCUGCUUCUCCCAGCAUGGACCUGCCUGAACCCAUCAGGCGACGGCUUGGAGAUUUCUCCAGAACCGUGUUUGUGGACCAAAGCCGUACACAGCCCUCUUUCGAAGAGCACGCUAAUUUUCUAGACCAGAAUAAGGAUGUAGUAUCGAGUCUCCCUCUUCAGAUGUCACUCUACUUUAAUAUGUGGUUCUUUCCUUUCUGGUGGAUCAGUGAGGUUGUGAUGCUUGACCUAAAGUACUCAGCCCUUGCAGAUUAUUACAAGUUUAUCCUGAUCACAAUUCUCAUUGUAAUGACCCUGAUUGAGGCUAUCAGGCUGUAUUUGGGCAAUGCUGGAAAUCUGCAAGAAAAGGUUCCAGAAUUGGCUGGAUUUUGGCUUCUGACUCUUCUACUUCAGUUUCCUCUUAUUUUGUUCCAGCUCUUCAAUGAGGCUAUUCUUAUUCAACCACUGGAGAGAGGAGUUCAUAUCAUACUGGCCUUAUUUAUCUUUGCUGAGGUUCUUUUUGGAUUUGUUGCCUUGCGUACAAUGGUUAGACACACUGAAAGUCGCUUCCAUUUGCGACAGUUUCAUGGGAUUCAAGAACUAAGAACAUGAUGAGAUGCCUGCACUGAUGGACUUGAUGAAAUAUUCUUCGUGCUGACCCAAAAGAUUUUAUUUGAAAGACUUGUUCCUUUAUCUGUGGCAAAUUUCAUGCAUGUCUUGGUGCCUUAUUUUAUACAAAUAAAUUAUGUUUGUAUUAUAUUUUGUAUGUAAAAUUAAAAAAAGGAAAAACAUUGUUAGAUGCUUUUAAGGUUAAAGACAAAACAAACUCCAGUAUUAGAAACAGGUGAGUCAUAAUAUUGAAUAAUGAAUCUGAAUUUAAACGGAUAGUUCACCCAAACAUUUCAAUUUUGGUGUCAGUUACUUAAUUAUCACUUGAUAAAAAGUUUCUUAUGUUCAUCACAAUAGAAGAAAUUUUGAAAAAUGUUGGUU